GAAGUUUUACACAAACUAUGUCUACUCAGACAGAUAUCGCUCUUGUUACUUCCAAGCACGUAUAUGAAGUAUCCAUAUCUGAAAUCAUAACUACAAAAUAAACGACUGCUGGAUCAGUCACUAAAUUUGUCAUGACGCGAAAAUAUGGAAAGAAGCGUCCUGCUGCAAGUGCGGCAGCUGUAGCCAUUUUUGGAUCCACGCCUCAAUCAGUUGCUUCGGUAACUAAAGAUUCCACUACAAUACUCAAAUCGCAAUAUCCACAGAGAGAUCUUACAGAGGUCACGGAUCUUUUGGAAAACACAACGCUUAAAGAAAGUACCGACGAGGUAGCCGUGCUUCUUGAGAAGACGAGUUUAGAAAGCCAUGUCGAUAAUCUUAACAAGCCUCUUGACCUCGAGAACAUUCGUCAAGACUCUUCUUCUAAAGACGCUCCCAGAAUCUUAGACGAGACAAUUCUGGACAGUACUAUCGAAACUAUUACCUGCUUAGAGAAAUCUUUAGCAGCGAUUGAACCUAAAAUCGAAAUCCCAAUUCCUCAGACACCCGUUUCCCUCUCUCCCACGCCACUCCCAAUUAAUCCACGCCUCGCAGCCUCUCUAUUGCCUCUUUUGGCCGCCUACGAGAAAGAUAAUGGCUACCCUCUGGCUACCAAAAACUGGGACGACGUUCUGGCACCAGGCUCGAGUAUUCAGAAAAUUGCCGAAGCAUCAUAUGCAGAAGUAUUUCGCAUAACAAACCCAGUCGGGUCCUCAAUUCUUAAACUUCUACGCCUCAAGGUUCCUACAGAUCCUACAUCAAAGAAGUCGGAUACCGCAAUCAAGGUCGACACUGUCGUAUCUGAGAUGCGUCUUAUGAAUGCACUUACAGAAAUCCCCGGGUUUGUGAAUUUCAAAGACGCCCACAUAGUAGAAGGUAAACCACCAGCAGCGUUUGUAACAGCAUACGAAGGGUACUUGGAUGCUGGUGGAGAAUCAUAUUUUCCACAUCCAAACAAAAUUUCCAAACAUGCGGUUUUCCUAGCUAUCGAACUUGGUGACGCAGGACAUGUUUUGGAGAAAUACCCAAUAAAAAAUGUCGACCAGCUAUGGGACAUAUUCCUCGGUGUCGUCAUCGCUCUCGCAAGAGCAGAAAUAGAACAUGAAUUUGAACACCGUGAUCUUCACGAAAACAAUAUCUGUAUCCUCGAACGCAUACCUCCGUCGGAUGCUCCUAAAGCGAAUCCAAAAUCAAGAUCAAAGACCAAGCCCCAAAAUCCACCAUCUCCCCACAAAUUUGGUAACUCAGGUCUCGAAAUAACAAUCCUCGACUAUGGCUUAUCCCGCGCCACCAUUUAUCCCGUUUCCUCCACGUCAAAUCCUUCUCCAGCCCCCGAAACAGUUUUCUACAACCUUGAAUCCGACACUGCUGUCUUCUCUUCUUUUGAACCGUCCAGCAUUGCCGGAAUUCAAUUCGAUACCUACCGUCGGAUGCGAGCCUAUCUUUUUUCAGGCGGCCUCUCAAAUACUAACGCUAACACACCUUCAAAGGCUAUACGAGAUGCUAUCAAACAAAAGAAACAUUCCUGGGAGGAAUACAUGCCGUAUAGUAAUGUGUUGUGGUUGUACUUCUUGAUGGAGUAUCUGACAGAGGUAGCGCCAAAGGGAGGCAGGGGGAAAAAGGGGAGACAGGCAUGGGUAAAGGAGACGGAGGAGUUGAGGUGGCUUUUAGAUCCAGAUUGGGUACCUGGAAAUGUUGCAAGUGAUGACAAAGAAGAAUGUGGAGAUGAGGGGGAAGAGGAAGAAGAACUAGGACUGGGCUGUGCGGGAGACGUAUUACAAUACGCGUUUGAUAUGGGAUGGGUCUGCGAAGAAGAUUUAGGGGGCGCAGACACAAGUCGUUUAAGUCUACGAGAAGAUUCAUCUCUUGAGUUAGAAAAGAAAAAGAAAUCUCUGUCAUCUCCAAAAUAGUCAAUCAAGGACAUAUUUUGUUUGGACGGAAAUUGUGUUGUUGGCGGCGCUUUGAAUAUCCAGGUAUGGUAUGGCUUUUGACAGGAUGGAAGCAGGUGGGUUGCGGAUAAUCUUUAUGGCGUCGAUGACUCUGGGUAGGCAAGUUCCUUUGGAUUUCAUGGAAUGGAUUAGCAUGAUAGAAUUGUUUGGUAUGGGCUGAAUUUGAUUUUUGCCUUAAUUCAUGUUUAUAUAUUGUCGUAUCAUAUGUCACGGUGUUAUUCAUUAGAUGGAUAGAUGUAUAAAUAUUGGCGCUUUCUUUGUUUUGCA
Molecule: messenger RNA, 2252 nt
Organism: Botrytis cinerea B05.10
Lineage: Eukaryota; Fungi; Ascomycota; Leotiomycetes; Helotiales; Sclerotiniaceae
Exons: 2
Coding region: 132-1946 (604 amino acids)
Biological process (GO): mitotic cell cycle; intracellular signal transduction
Cellular component (GO): nucleus; cytoplasm
Molecular function (GO): histone H3T3 kinase activity
Source: RefSeq, a predicted model, not a curated record